Messenger RNA from Ilex paraguariensis (yerba mate), 432 nucleotides. NCBI's taxonomy places the organism in Eukaryota, Viridiplantae, Streptophyta, Magnoliopsida, Aquifoliales, Aquifoliaceae. The record is from the annotation of a GenBank genome assembly.
AUGAGAGAUGAUAACUUUGCCAACAAUAGAAAAGGGGGUUCCGCCUCACUUCUCAAUUCAAAUGACUUCAAGGGGCAAAUCAAAGAGAGUGGAAUUGUAUAUGUCCUUGUUGGGAAAGAGGAACAACAGUCUCAAAUGGUGCCAAAAUGUGUGAGGGAGUUGGUAGAUGAAUAUAGAGUAGUGAUGCCCAAGGACUUACCUAACCUGCCACAUUGCCAUAUGAGUCUAAAAGGACAUGAAGAACUUGAGAGUGCUGUGGAUAGGUCUACAGGGAAGAGUCCUUCUCAAAGAGUGUAUGGAAGGAAUCCAAAUCAGGCUGUUGACAUUUUGUAUGUAUCAAUUCAACCACAAGCUAGUGAUGAUGCUAUAGAUUCAAGAAUAGGUUCAAAAGAGAAUGGUGGAUACGAACCAGUGCAACAAAGAGCCUGUUGA